AUGUCAUCAGAUUCGGAGCCCGCGGUUCCCAUGGACACAUCCACUUCCGCACCCUCGACGUCAGCUGCUGUGAAUAGGAAGAAUGAUCCUACAAUAAUAGUGGAUCCUGAUGACAAGAAUCGUGAAGUAGGCAGUGCAAGGAAGCCAGGAAUUGAGAUAGACGAAGGACAGAAAAUCAAGUGCAUCACUUCAAUAGUUAACAGCUACAUAAAGCUCUUUGUCUCCAUGGGUAUAAAUGCAGGGGAUUUCAACAACCUAGAUGUGUGCACCCAGUUAACAAAUAUCCUAUUCACAGGAUACAGCGUGCUGAGGCAGACUGCGAACGGGACAGGAGACGGGAUUAAGGGAAAAGCAGAGAAGAGUGGGUUCACUGUGAACGCUAGCCAGAAAAAGCACUCAACUACUCUCACAAAAGUGAUGGAGAUCGUUAAGGAAAGUUUCAAAAAGGAGGGGCUUGAGUUCAUAAAGUUCAGCCCGAAAGACAAGGCCAAUUGGUAUGACAAUGGACAGAAAGGUGACGUACCAAACCACUCCAAAGUAUUGCAUUUUUUCAAGUCAGAGGCAUGUACACAAACAGAUAUUUGUAUGGGCAUUGACAAAGAUGUCAAAAAUGCUACAUCGACGUCUGAUAAAGGAAUUCAUGCUGUUCCCAUACAAUCUGAUAAAUCAGUCCAAAGUGGAUUCCAGCACGAAAUUGUUACAGACAAUGGACAGAAAGGUGACGUACCAGACCCCUCCAAAGUAUUGCAUUUUUUCAAGUCAGAGGCAUGUACACAAACAGAUAUUUGUAUGGGCAUUGACAAAGAUGUCAAAAAUGCUACAUCGACGUCUGAUAAAGGAAUUCAUGCUGUUCCCAUACAAUCUGAUAAAUCAGUCCAAAGUGGAUUCCAGCACGAAAUUGUUACAGUACACCAAUAUGGAACAAGAGCAAGAGGACGAGGUAGGGGAAUGUCCCCCAUGGGUACCCCCAGAGCACAUGACGGGGGCAUAGGUCAACAGGGUGAGCUGCAUGAUAAGCAGCAUCAAGGUAGGCCUAGUCUAGUAGAUCCUGAGACAGCCUCAGCUUUGUGUGCGCAGGCCAAACCCAAGGGGCCACUCCGUGGUGAGACUGCUUCAGAACAAUUUGCAGAUGUUACAGAGCCACAGGGCCAUAAUAGCAAAAAAUCAGUGCGGGGCCAAGGGAGUAUGGCCGAGUUCACUUCUCCGUUCCUCGAGUUCUUCUCUUCGCGAUCGUGCCGCGUAGGUACCGGUGGUACCCGGCCGGCCUGGGGCGAUCGUCGUACCAACAAGUCACGACCUUUCGUAACCUAA
Phaedon cochleariae (mustard beetle) is the source of this 1311-nucleotide messenger RNA. NCBI's taxonomy places the organism in Eukaryota, Metazoa, Arthropoda, Insecta, Coleoptera, Chrysomelidae. The record is from the annotation of a GenBank genome assembly.